AUGGAGCCUGACACCUGCCAACAUUGUGCUUCAGAGACCCACCGCCUGGAGCUGAGUCUCAGAACACCUGUGGGCCUGGUGGGGGUCAGCUACUGUACAUGCCACUGUGGGAUUUACAUGGGGGGGGGUCAGCCUGUGGGCCUGGGGGGGGUCAGCUACAUGCCACUGUGGGAUUUACAUGGGGGGGGGGUCAGCCUGUGGGCCUGGGUCAGCUACAUGCCACGGUGGGAUUUACAUGGGGGGGGGGUCAGCCUGUGGGCCUGGGUCAGCUACAUGCCACGGUGGGAUUUACAUGGUGGGGGUCAGCCUGUGGGCCUGGGGGGGGUCAGCCUGUGGGCCUGGGUCAGCUACAUGCUACACGCUAAGGGUUCAGAGAUGUCCUGA
Messenger RNA from Knipowitschia caucasica, 384 nucleotides. The record is from the annotation of a GenBank genome assembly. Lineage: Eukaryota; Metazoa; Chordata; Actinopteri; Gobiiformes; Gobiidae.